Molecule: messenger RNA, 648 nt
Organism: Quercus lobata
Lineage: Eukaryota; Viridiplantae; Streptophyta; Magnoliopsida; Fagales; Fagaceae
Product: exonuclease 3'-5' domain-containing protein 2-like
Exons: 1
Coding region: 1-648 (215 amino acids)
Biological process (GO): nucleobase-containing compound metabolic process
Cellular component (GO): nucleus; cytoplasm
Molecular function (GO): 3'-5' exonuclease activity; nucleic acid binding
Source: RefSeq, a predicted model, not a curated record
AUGUCCAAGUCUUAUACAUGUAACUUAGGGGCCGGAGACAUCAGAACAACUGUCAUAACCCAUGAGUCAGCGCUGGAAGAAGGCCUUAAGUUUCUAUUAUCUACUUUUAAUGUAGAGGAAUCAGAAAAAAACAAUGUAGGUCAAAACUUUGAGAGAGUUGUGGGUUUAGAUAUAGAGAAGUCAUUCAGUUCAACUAGUGAUGCGUUAGUCAGUGACAAAGUUGCAUUGUUGAAACUAUGUGCAGAAAAUGAUUGCCUCCUUGUCCACCUUACACACUUCAAGAAAAUACCCACUUCCCUUGCCAAGUUUCUUAACCUUUCAGAUGUAACAUUCGUUGGAAUGAGCAUCAAACACAACCUCAGUGAUCUUCAAAGGGAUUAUGGGGUUCAAUGUAGGAAUGUGGUUGAGUUGGGUCCUUUUGCAGCUGCUGUUCAAAAGAAGCCUAUUUUAAGUGCUUAUAGUUUGCCAGAUUUGUUCAAGUUUGUUUUUAAAUUUCCAAAAUGGGAAAAGACUUUUGGUAAAUCUACAAAUGUUGCUUUAAGUGAUUGGGGUACCAGUACAUUAAGUUUGGAACAAAUCUGGCAUGCUAGUAUAGAAGUCCAUGCAACCAUCAUGAUUGUGAAAGAACUAAUCCGAUACCACAGCUGA